Molecule: messenger RNA, 1342 nt
Organism: Cuscuta epithymum
Lineage: Eukaryota; Viridiplantae; Streptophyta; Magnoliopsida; Solanales; Convolvulaceae
Source: the annotation of a GenBank genome assembly
AGUGGAUCCGGUCCAAUUCAUCCGAUCUACAAUUUCCAGACGGUCGUACGCUAUAUUGCUCUCCCCGCUUCCAUCUCCUCUCCCCCUACCAUCUCUCUACGCUAUAUUCUCCUUAGGUCCUGAGCUUAAUUUGUUUGUUCCUACCUAUCUUAUUUUAUCUCAUCAGCAGUGAAUAGAUCAAGCUGGUGUUGUUGAGGCUGCAAGAAUGAUGAAAAUUGAUUUUAGUGGGAUCGAAUCAACUGCCCCUUUUCGUGUGGAGAAUUCUGAGUUGUUCGAUGUAAUUCCAAGAGCCCCAUCUUUCCAGAUUCCCAAUGCUACUGAUUUCGAUGGGUUUCAGAAGGAAGCGAUCCAAAUGGUGAAGCCUGCUAAGGGAACCACCACCUUAGCUUUUAUCUUUAAGGAUGGUGUGAUUGUGGCAGCUGAUUCUCGUGCUAGCAUGGGAGGAUACAUAUCAUCACAGUCUGUGAAAAAGAUCAUAGAAAUAAAUCCAUAUAUGCUUGGCACAAUGGCAGGAGGUGCUGCUGAUUGCCAAUUCUGGCACAGGAAUCUUGGGAUCAAGUGUCGUCUCCAUGAGCUGGCAAAUAAAAGAAGAAUUUCAAUUGCUGGAGCUUCAAAGUUGUUGGCUAACAUUUUAUAUUCUUACCGUGGAAUGGGCUUAUCAGUUGGGACUAUGAUUGCUGGUUGGGAUGAAAAGGGUCCAGGACUAUAUUAUGUGGAUAGUGAAGGUGGACGGCUAAAGGGAAACAGGUUCUCUGUGGGAUCUGGUUCUCCAUAUGCUUAUGGAGUUCUGGAUAAUGGGUAUCGAUAUGAUUUGUCUGUUGAAGAAGCUGCAGAGUUAGGGAAACGGGCUAUUUAUCAUGCAACAUUCCGAGAUGGGGCCAGUGGAGGUGUUGCAAGUGUUUAUCAUGUUGGCCCAAAUGGAUGGAAGAAACUAUCGGGUGAUGAUGUUGGAGAGCUUUACUACCAUUACAAUCCCGUAGAGCCUGCAGCAGUGGAACAUGAAAUGACUGAUGUGCCUGUUGCCUGAGACCCCUCCCCCCCCCACCGCAACUGACAGUGUUUCUUGAUUUGAUCUGCUUAUUUCCUUUUCCCUGCGGUUGUCUUUAUGCACAAUCUUACGGUUGUUUUUAUGCACAAUCUUACAUGCUUAGAUUUCAUCAGAUCUGAAGUUGCAUCCUUCUUGACUAUCAACACUGUACUAUCGGUUAUCUCAUUAUGCAAGAGCUCUAUCUCCAAAUUUGGUCAUUUUGAAUAUGUAUUGUAUUCAAUCAGAUCAUUGCAUGCUUGAAGUUGUUUCAUAUUGGAGUUUGUUCAUUAGUUUAUUAACAAUUUCUCUUUGAUA